Messenger RNA from Carica papaya (papaya), 2157 nucleotides. RefSeq names its product Eukaryotic aspartyl protease family protein. Gene Ontology annotation, biological process: proteolysis. The record is from RefSeq and is a predicted model, not a curated record. Gene Ontology annotation, molecular function: aspartic-type endopeptidase activity. NCBI's taxonomy places the organism in Eukaryota, Viridiplantae, Streptophyta, Magnoliopsida, Brassicales, Caricaceae.
AGUAGCUGUUCGUCAAACAGCAAAGUCCCGAAAGUCAUCUUCUCAUCCGAGCCUAUUGGCCGUUUCUGGUUUCUUACUGGUCAAGUUCCUAGAUCCUUCCUUCAUACUUAUUGUAAUAUUUUCACAUUUGACUUUUUGAAUUUGCUCGCUACAAUGAGAAUUCAGUGAUGAUCAAGUCUUCCAUUGGACCCAACCAACCACGUACCAGUGACCUCCAUGGAUAAGUAGCUUAAUCUUUCUUCUUUUUCAACAUAUCCUCUUCUUCUUCUUCUUCUUCUUCUUCUUUUGCUUUCUCUUUUGAUCUGCUCAAGAAGAAAAAGCUCUUCAACUCUGGAGGAAGAAGAUGAAUUCUGAGGAUUCAGUACCUCAACAACUCAAAGGUGUAGUUAUAAUCACUCUUCCUCCACCUGAUAAUCCUUCAUUAGGCAAAACAAUUACUGCUUUCACUCUCACCAAUGAGAAUUUUCAACAGUCGAGCCAGAGCCAUGAGAAUUAUCACCAUAAUCAAGAUCAUGAUCGUGAUCAAGGCAAUGUUCCAAUUCAAUCACCAACACCACCUGUAGCCGGACGCCAAUUCUCGUUCUCGAGGGGAUUCGAGGGUACUCCGAGGAAGCUCUUGGGGUUUCUUGCUAUCUCUCUUCUUGCCCUAGUUCUUUACAGCUGCGUUUUCUCGGGUACAUUUGAGGAGUUCAGAAGAUCUAAUGAAGAUGAAAAAUCAAAAUCCUUCGUGUUCCCACUGUAUCAUAAAUCGGGGAUUCGUGAGGUGUCGGAGGAGGAUUUGGAAGUCAAGUUGGGGAGAUUUGUAGACGUGGACAGAGGAGAUUUUGUGCCUAAAGUAGAUAAUCGGUUUGUAAAACCUGAUAAUAUUAACAAAAUGGUUUCUGCUAAUGCUGCUUCUGGGGAUUCCUCCGCCAUUUUUCCUGUCAGGGGCAACGUUUACCCAGAUGGAUUGUAUUUCACAUACAUGCUGGUAGGAAAUCCCCAGAGAACUUAUUAUCUUGAUAUUGAUACUGGGAGUGACUUAACAUGGAUUCAGUGUGAUGCUCCUUGCACCAGUUGUGCCAAGGGAGCCAAUCCUUUGUACAAGCCAAGGAGAGGCAAUUUAGUUCCUCCUAAGGAUUCACUGUGUGCAGAAGUUCAUAGAAAUCAGAAGACUCAGUAUUGCGAAGCUUGUGACCAGUGUGACUAUGAGAUUGAAUAUGCUGAUCAAAGCUCCUCGAUUGGUGUUCUUGCAAGAGAUGAGCUUCAUCUGUUGAUUGCAAAUGGCUCGGUGACCAAGUUAAAUGUCGUGUUUGGGUGUGCAUAUGAUCAGCAAGGUCUACUUCUAAACACACUGGUAAAGACAGAUGGAAUCCUCGGACUAAGCAGGGCCAAGGUUAGCUUACCUUCUCAGCUGGCAGAUCAGGGGAUCAUUAACAAUGUGGUUGGCCAUUGCCUAACCACUGAUGUUGGUGGUGGGGGAUAUAUGUUCCUAGGCGAUGAUUUAGUCCCACAAUGGGGAAUGGCAUGGGUCCCCAUGCUUGACGGCCAUUCCAUAGGAUUUUAUCAUACGGAGAUUAUGAAGAUGAGUUACGGAAAUAACCCACUCAGUUUGGGUGAGAAAAGUGGAAGACGGGUACUUUUUGACACCGGCAGUUCUUAUACAUACUUCCCUGAACAGGCAUAUUCUGAGUUGGUGGCUUCUCUUGAAGAAGUUUCUGACUUGGGAUUCAUCCGUGAUACAUCUGAUCCAACAUUGCCCAUUUGUUGGCAGGCUAAAUUCCCUAUCAGAUCUGUUACGGAUGUUAAGCAGUUCUUCAAGACUUUAACCUUUCAACUUGGGAGCAAAUGGUGGAUCAUCUCCAGAAAGCUUCGAUUUCCACCAGAGAGCUACUUGAUUAUUAACAAAAAGGGAAAUGUGUGCUUAGGCAUCCUUGAUGGAAGCAAAGUACGUGAUGGAUCAACAAUUAUACUUGGAGACAUAUCAUUGCGUGGAAAACUUAUGGUGUAUGAUAACGUGAAUCACAGAAUUGGGUGGAUGCAGUCUGACUGUGUAAAGCCGAACAGAUUUAAGAGCCUCCCAUUUUUUUAAGGGAUCGUUCUAACAUGAUAACUACUAGUUAUGUACAUAAGCUGCUUUGUAUUAUUACUUUACGGAACUCUAUUACAUUUUUGUCA